UGUUGAGUCACCGCGUGAUCGUAGCUACAUUAUAACGCCUCGUUUCUUUGUUCGAUUUCGCCCAAAAAUCGGUCCAAAUCCUUAAACAUUUUUACAUAUUCGGUUCGGCCGCGUCGAGACCUAUCUAAAUCUGUUGAAAAAUCGCCGGAAAAUCGCCAUUUUCUCGUCGAAUUUCCAUUAUUUUUACUGCCAGGUUCCGUCGUUUCUGUGGCGAACAUCUGUGUCGCGGACCGGUUCGGAAGCAGUCGGGCGUCGUCGUAGCAGUCGCUGAUGGAGUACGUGCUUUCGUCGGAACAGAAAAGCAAGCGUUUUGUAUAGGUGGCGUUGUUACCGUUCAGGGACAAUCAGUGACAAUCAUCCAGCGCCCCAAAUGACAUGGCCACCAGAGUUAAGAAGCAACCAAUGGCGCCCAAGGAGGUAGCCUCGUCGCCCUCCACCAGCCACGCCAAAAACGAGGGUGCCGUGGACGCCACGUCCAAGGGACCUGCGGGCAAGGUUCAGAACGGACCCGGAAUAGGCAAGAAGAUGACCAAGAAAGAGGCUAAGAAGGUCGUCACGAAGAGCGUGCCUUUGAAGGCGAAGGCCAAAACGAAACGGGCAGCUCUCAAGAUCAAUCCGAAGAGUUUGGCCAGGGUACUGAUGGAAAACGGCAAAGCUACGGAUGCAAAGAAAGUGUUACUUAAAAACGGCUUGAAAGAAGUAAAACGUGGUCGCAAACCGAAAGCGCUAAAGAAACUGGAAGAAGCGGCGCCGGUUCUGGAGCCGAUCUUUCCUCAAGAGGAAAACGUGGAAGUUAAGAAAACACCCCGUAAGCGGGGUAAGAAACCCAAGGUUCCUGCUUUGAUACCCAUUAAAGGCAUCAAAACAGAACCGGAGGAUGUCCCGGAGGUUCCAGAGGAAGAGAUGGACGUGCCUAUGCCUAGUGAAGCUAGUCCAAAAACUGUAGGCAGGAAACCUGGAAGACAGCGUAAAGUAAAAACCGAAGCAUCCAUAGAAGAAGUAAUGAACGACCUCUCGUACCUUAUAAAAGUGGACGAAAUUAAAAAAGAAGAAAUCGUGCCUCCAUUAGAACCGAACAAGACUGAUGCGACCAAGCCGAAAAAACUGAGCAAGAAGCAGCGUUUCGAAUUGUUAAAGAGAGACCUAGUCAAAAAAGAGAAUAUUGAGAAUACUCUCAGCAAACUAGAUCCGGCAGAUACGAAAAUAAUCGAUCGGCUUGAUCUAAACGUGAGGAGAAUAAAACCAAACCCUUCGGUUGUGAAAAGAAGACAUAGCAUAGAGAAGUUUUCUGUUUCUCCUAUAGAUCCUAACACGGAGGCGCUGUUGCCGCAGUUGUCAGUUUUUAAUCAUUUACCAAGGUGCAUUAGUCCUAGAACGUCAAAACGAAACGCCAAGUUAGGGCUUAAAAGGCCAAGUCCAUACAGUACUCGGUCUGACUCUCCCGCGCGUAUACUGCGCAACGGCAAACACCGGAAACUGAAGGAUUUGGCGUUUUUUGACGGAUUGGAAGAUGUCAAACGCCGGAAACGAAUGCAUUCGGAGCUCAGCGGGAGCGAGACAGCUUCCAAGAUGUCCGGAUAUGACUCGGAUAGCAGUUUUUCCGACCUGGCUUCGCUGCAUGGUAGUGAAAAAGAUACCGAGGUAGCGAGAAGUAGUAAUAAAGAUGAUGUUAGUUUACUAGCAGAAGAUUCUUCUAACUUAGAAUCUAAGAACGAUUCAGAUUCCGCACUCAACAAUGGCAAUCUAGAACAACAAGAACCUGACAAACAACUAAUAGAUACUAAUUCGAACGUAUGCAGAAAUACGAACGAAUCGGUAGAUGUGAAUUUAAAUUCAAAAGUCGCUAAAAAAGUUCCACCGCCUGAAAAUGUACCUGUAGAGGAAACACCCAGUACCAAGGUGCCCGAGAAGGGUUUUAUUUUGGACAGCAUGAAGGAAAUAUUCAACAAAGUUACGGAGAAAGAUGAAGAUCAGGCAGUUUUGGAAAAUGAACCUUCUGACGUUGGUACUGCAUUGCCAAAUAAUGAAGUAGCUGGUCUGGAAAUUCAGAAUAAUGUUCAAACCGAAAAUGAAGCCUCAUCUGUAUUACAAGGCGAGGAUGAAAUUUUAGAAGAAAAAUUGUCCGUGCCUGUGCAAGAGAACGAUUUUCCUUCUUUGGGCGAUGAUUCGUGCUUACAAAAUACAGGUUCAACUAAUACGGCGACUUUCGAAAAAACUAUUCAGGAUUGUAUUGAAGAUAUUGGGAUGUUUUCGCGGGAUAGACCUCAUCUCGUACCAGCGGAACCACCAAAUUUGGAGAAGGAACCUAUAACUAUAUCUGAAUUGGAACGAGAUGAAUCGCUACCCAUUAUCGACAACAUGACCGAGGUGGCCUUUGCACCGAAUUUGGAAAAUUUGGAAAACUUGGAACCGCCCCAUUUGGAGUCCAACGUGCUUCCGGAGAAAAUCAUAGAGAAUCAGAUCGAUCUGACCGACGACGACCCGUCUGACCCGGUUAAACUGGGCAUAGCAGUGCGGGAGGAGAACAACGUCGUUUCCUUUUCCAUCGAGGAAUUGACAGAUGACGUCGAAGAGCACGAUCAGCACGAUCAGAGCAAUGAAGGGUUGGUCCAAACCGCAAACGAUAGCAAUAAGAUGGACGAGGACGAGCCACAAGCAAUCGAUAAUCAGGAGGCAAUGGAGACAGAUCAAAAUGAAGAACAACAGCCACAAGAGUCUAGUAAAAUUGUAACGCAGGAAAAUGAUCAUGUCAAUGAAAUGCAUGUGGACGACGCAAAUGUUAGUGAAAAGAUAACUGACGUUGAAGAAAAAACAAAUAAUGAAGAGACUAAUAUCAUCCAAGAAGAAGAGAAAUUCGAAGAAGAAGAGAAAUUCGAAGAUGAAGAGAAAUUCGAAGAAGUAGAGAAAGUGGAAGAAAAAGAAGUGGAGCAGGCAGUGGAAAAGGCUGUGGAAGCCGACGUUAACGAAGAAUUAGUGGAUAAUACAGUAGAUGAUACGGUAAAUAAUGAAAAUGUAACAAAUACGGACUUGGUGCAAGUUGAGCAGCUGGAGGGAGCAAAAAUGACUGAAAACGAAUGUGAUAUUGAACGUACUGAAAUUGAAAAUAAAGACGUAGAUGAUAGAGAAGUUGCAAUAGAAUCUCCGGAGGAAUUGGCACAAAAAGAAAAUAUUUUGAACGCUCUCGGUCUACAAAGAGCAAAAGAAGCGAAGAUACAAAAGUCCAAAGAGAAGGCCUCCACUUCAAACACUAAAAACGAUAAUUAUACAGGAACUCUGAAAACUGUGAUAAAAAUUAACAAAAAGAAAGGCAAGAACUCGUUGAAAAUGACGUUGCAGAAACAUAAAAGCAAAGGAGAUGACGCUAAUGCUGCCGAAGAUGGAUACAAGAUUAUGAAAGAGGGUGCUUCCACUUCAUGGAAACACAACAAAGAUUCUUCUGAUACAGCUGGUGCGCAUCGAAAAUCACAUUAUUCUAAUCGAUCUAACAUGGAUGGAAGUAGUGAACACACUUCGGACGGUGAACCGCCACCAACCGAUAAAUCUGAUCCGGAAAAAUCGUUGGUUAUACCGGAAAAGGCGAGUUCUUUCAGCAUCCAUCCGGGCAGGCUUUGCAAGGACGAAUGUUCGUACUGUUUCGGCAAGUUUGGACUGUUUGACACGCCCUGUCACAUUGCUCAAAUGAAGAGCACUGAAAGACAAAAUAAAAUUCUUGCAAGUGAAAAACACUUAACCAGAGAUUCGUGCUUAUGUGACGCCUGCUACAGACACGUGGAUCGCAAAUCAAAUUCGCCCUCUUACAUAAACAAAUCCUUAAAACGAAACUCUUUGGUCGCGCCCGGACCCAGACAGAACCAUUGUCACGUGCUCGGCUGUAACAACGUCUCCAACAAUAUCCUACGUCGCAAGUGGAUCAUUAAAAUGCGAAAAAGUAUCUGCCAAGCGGUAAGGGGAUCACAAUUCAACAUUAAUAUCGAUCUGGACAAUCCCGGUCUGCAUUCGAUUCCGCUUUGUGAUGAGCACUUCACUGCCUUAGAACAUUUGAUGGUGUGCGCCAUGUGCAAGAGGCGCUUGGCCAGGAAUCACAUACAUUAUUUGGGGCCGGAGGUUAAGGAACUCAACGAGGCUUUGAAAGAUGAUGGUAUUCCUAUCUAUUUAUCAGACAAACCAGUAGUAUGUAAGUUAUGUAAAUGUUUUGCAUUGAUAAUCUUGAAAGACCCAGAGGAGAGGGCAGAAAAUAGUGUUAACUUUUAUACAGAAUAUAAGAAAAGACUGUUACAUUUUAAUGAUAUUGUUCCAAUGGACGCAGCUGCAGCUGAAGAACCCAUUGUAGUACCGAGCAAAGGUGAAAAAAAUAGUGAGAAAAAAGAAAGUGAUAAAGAGUCCGGUAAACGGAAAAAAAGGACGCGCAAUUCUUCAAACGAAACAAGUAAUAGUGGGAAAGAAGGCCAAGAAGACAGAGAUGAGAGAGAAGAUACAGAAGAAGGGUCUAGCGAUCGCGCAGAUGGUAAAAAUAUUCCAAAUGACAAUCAAUCAGAGGAAGGAGAUGAAUAUUCAAGCAUUGAUUACAACACCCUUAUUCCGGCGAUAGCUAUGGAGUGUCCUAGCGAUAACGAAAGUAAGAAAGACUACUCCAAGAAAUUUAUUGGUUUGUCGAAGAGUACGCCUAGAAUGGAAUCGAUCGGUAAUUCUUUGGAGAUAUCAAGAGGCGGGAAGUUGAAAUACGACAUAAACAAAUACAAUGAUUUGGCUGCGCAAAAGUUGGGACAGAAUCCGUCUAUAUCGUUGAAACCAAACUAUUCGGCGGAUAACGAGCAGGAGUUGUGGAGUAAACCUCCGAGCAAUCUCAUCUCCAAUCCUGCUAUAUCCGUCAGACAGCUCUUCCCAGGCGAAGAAGAAUUGGGCCUAUCUGCCCACAUCGACUUUAAGAACGUGGUAGAGCGCACGCCUGAAGGAUGGGAAAAAUGCGUUUCCACGAUACAGUACGACGAAGAAACAAAAUUACUGUGGCAAGAACUGCAAAAACCGUACGGAAGCAAAAGUAGUUUCUUGCGGCACUUAAUUUUGUUAGAGAAGUAUUUUAGAAAUGGUGAUUUAAUUCUAUCACCAACAGCAAGUCACCACGCAAUCAACUAUCGCGAAAGCGUGCAUAAUCGCUUGCGCGCUUAUGACAACAUACCAUCCAACGCUUCUAAUAUGCAGCCAAUGAGUAUGGCCAGUUUCAACAAAGUAAACAAGAAUAUUGGACAGUCUGGUUCCAACAAUCUACCACCGGUUUCUAUAAGUCAAGUGGGAAGGGAAAGCGCUACUGCUAAAUCAUCUUCGAAAACGCCUAUAACCUUACAACAGUUAAGUCAGCCACCGCUGCUUAUGCAAUCUAACGUCCUUCAAGCUUUAUCAUCGAAAGGCAAGACUACUGCAGCUCCACCUGGAUUGAUAUCUCUUCACAGUAGCACUGCGCGAUCUUCUACGGUCGUCAGGAGCCAGCCGCAAAGCCAAAAAAUCAAGUUUCCCAUUACGAAGAAUUGGAGACCAAACUUGAUACCUAUCGAUCCAUCCAAAAGAAACGAGCGUAAACCUGGACUAGUGCAGGUUAUCUCCGGCGGUAAACCUUACCAUAUCACCCUCGAAGACUACAAGAAAAUGUGCGCCAUCAAGCGCAGCUUCGAAGCCAAACAAAAAAAACUCCAAGAACAGCAGGGCGCCAAGCAAGGCCAGCGGUCUGUGAUGGUAUCGCCCAAUUCCGUACUGAAAAGCGCGGUCUCCAAAAAAGGACUGGUCAUUAGCAAAACGUCAGGAGGUACAGUGACCGAAAACAAACCCAUAAGUAUAGUAGCGAGCGCUCCUACUCUACUGUCAAAUGCUAGCGGCGCAACCGACUCGAGCAGCGAAUCGAUUCUAGACAAACUAGAUAAACAAAUAGAACGAUUGGGUCAGACUACAGACGGAGCCGGUCCAUCAACCGUAUCUUUAGAUAAGAAAGGACCGGUGCAAAAUAUGCCGAGGAUCCCCAAAUCCCUAACGGUAAUCCCUCAGACAGUCCGUAAGUCUUCAAGGCCUCCCAGUCCCGUAUUGUACAUAACCCCAAAGAAUGGCGCGUCUAAUUCUAGCGGAAGUAGUAGCAGCACUAACAAACCCUGAUUUUACUUGGUUAAUUUCCGAUUUUUAAAUCGUUAAGUGCCUAAUUUGAGAUUUUCGUAAUAUCAUGUGUCGUUGUUAGUUAUGUAAUACAGAGUGCGUAACAAAGCUCAUAACAAAUUGGAAAAUAUUAUUAUUCGAUUAUGUCAUGUGGCAAUUGCAAACUCAAUUGGGCGGCCUUAAGUUACGAAACUCCGCAUAAAAGAAUAUAAUCCUUCCCAUAUAAGCAAUGAGAGGAUUCCAGUAUUCCCAUUUGUUACGAACUUUUUGUUACAACCUGUAUAAACAAAUUUUAUGCUUAAAAACCGAGUCAAUUGUAUAAACUGAGGAGAAAAAAUGUUCAAAUUAUCAUGAUAGAUAAUUUUUGCGUUAUAACAGAUUAUUUUCUUAGGUAUGUUGAAAGGUAUCUAGGCAAUAAUUAAAAAAGAACCAAAUUUCAGCCUUUCGGUCAGGGUCGGAUUAAGCGUUUAAUUUAGAACAAAUUUGAAUUGAAGAACGCGCGUGUUUAUAAUCAGUUUAUUUUGACUUCACAAAGUUACAUAUUUUGUAACCUAGUUAUUUCUUAUUCUGUAAUUUUUCUUUAUUUAUUUUCUGUAAUUUUGAGAAGUUUUUAUGAUAUUUUUUUAUAAAUCUCAUAUAGAGGUCUUUCAUUUCAGAGGUCACUCUGAUGACUGAUCUUUUUUCGAUCAUACAUGUCAUUUUAAAGAUCUAUGUUUUAAUGACUGACAAAGCGUAUUCGUUUACACAGGGUCGCUGAUAUUUAUGGUAACGGUCGAUUAUUAGGUAAAAUAUACAAGGUACCUCAAAAAGUUAAAUACAUAA
This is a messenger RNA of Sitophilus oryzae (rice weevil), 6957 nucleotides long. RefSeq lists its product as uncharacterized. The transcript has 22 exons. The record is from RefSeq and is a predicted model, not a curated record. Lineage: Eukaryota; Metazoa; Arthropoda; Insecta; Coleoptera; Curculionidae. Bases 376 to 6138 code for a protein of 1920 amino acids.